CAACAUCACCACGGUUGCCUUGCUUAGACCGCCCUUUUCAGUUACAAAACCGCGUUCACUUUCUUCUCUGCACCCAAACUGCUAUACAUCUUCAACUCAUCAUCGUACCAAAGCAGCUGACAAGUUCCGCAAUACAUUAAUUUUUUGCAAAUCGCCUAUUGUCAGAAUGAUUGGCCGUAGCACAGAAGUCGACGAAUUCCGCGCUCUCGUUGAAGCCAUCAAUGAGAAACUCGGGCCCAGCAGCGGUAUAGAUUCUGCAGAUGUAGAUGAGAAUGAGCUUCAACAGCUCAUGGAGGCCUACGUUUCCAAUGAGUCAGAAUGGAAGAGAUAUUAUUUCGCCUCAGACAAAGUGCCCUACACACGCAACCUAGUAGACAAGGGUAACGGCAAGAGUAAUCUGCUUAUCCUAGUAUGGGGCCCCGGUAAGAAGAGUCCGAUUCACGACCACGCCAACGCACACUGCAUCAUGAAGAUGCUCAGGGGCCGCCUGACCGAAACCCGUUUCGCCACUCCUUCAGAUGAAGACGUGCGAAAUCAUCGCCCCAUGAAAAAGAUUCGCGAGACUACGUACUCGGAGAAUCAAGUCACGUACAUGGCGGAUAAUCUGGGUACACACCGUAUUUCCAACCCUGAUCCGACUGACUACGCCGUUUCUCUACAUUUGUAUACACCACCUAAUGCGGCUACGUUCGGAUGCAAUGUCUUCAAGGAAGACACGUCUGAUGUCAUUCAUAACAAACAAUGUCAUUUCUUUUCCGAGUACGGCGUCAAAAUGAGCAGGGACUGAGGCGUAGAUACAGUGGCAUCGACGUGACAUUAUGACUGGUUAUAGAAGUGUUUUUUUUUCGAACAGACUCAGAUUGUAUGCCAUUUGUUUCAACAACUUAUUCUCUAUAUAUUACACAGAUUUACUUGGUCAGGAGAGUUCUUCUAGCGUUUAGUCACGAUUAUGAAUACGAAAUCUUUCCUUUUU
This is a messenger RNA of Bipolaris maydis ATCC 48331, 973 nucleotides long. RefSeq names its product RmlC-like cupin domain-containing protein. Lineage: Eukaryota; Fungi; Ascomycota; Dothideomycetes; Pleosporales; Pleosporaceae. Gene Ontology annotation, biological process: L-cysteine catabolic process. Gene Ontology annotation, molecular function: ferrous iron binding; cysteine dioxygenase activity. The record is from RefSeq and is a predicted model, not a curated record.